AUAGUAUACCAUUUCUGAUUUGUGAGCCCAUUAUUACCUCAAAUCUCUCUUGAAGGUGCUAAUUAGCAUUUUCUUUUUUGUGUGUGUUUUCUUUUUUUUUUUUUUGGAAUUAUCUUCCUCAUCCUUGCUAUUAGUUUCCUCUUGGGCCUUUUUCUUUUUCAUUUUUUAAAAUUUAUAUCUUGAUCUUCCUCUUUUAUUUUAGAAACUUAGUGUCUGGUUAUCCAUAGAUGCUGGUAAUGUUUAAAACUGCGACAAUGGAAUACUGUUUUUGAGCUCUGCAUUUAUGGGGAUAGGGAAAGUGGGGGGAGGGCAUCUACUGUUCUCAGAAAAUAUAAAUUUUCUUUGAAUUGCUCUGUUUUUAUUUCCUGUCUCUUUAGCUCCUUCAGAUCUCGAGUUUCCUAGUUCUGCAUAGUUAGGGCUUUCUCCUGGCAUAACAGCUUCACUCCUCAUCCAGGACAGUAUCUUGUGAGCUUACUUUAGGCCGCUUCUGCUUUUACUCUGUUUCAUCAGUUACCACGUUUUCAUUUGUUUUCCAUCUUCCAGAAGUUAAAUUUGUGUGUCCACAGAUAGUCCUCUCUUCCAUUCUCUUUCUCAUUGUCAUUUUAUGUCAGUUUAUUAUUUUACUACUUCAGAGGGAUCUCCCUGUAGGGAAAGGUGGUAAGUAGAUAUUAUUAGUUAACCAACUUGAAUUAUUGGAAGCCCAGAUAAUAUGAUUUUAAUGGAAAAGGUAUGGGAGGAGGGGGAGGAAGUGGAAGAGAAUGUAAUAAAUCCCAGGGUAAGGAAAUAGUGUAAACAAAGUUUUGGAAACAGUAGAUAUGAGGCAAGUUCUUUUUCACUUGAUCCAGAAGAAUUCCUCUUUAUAGUAUUAUAAUACACAAUCACUAAAUACUUGCUGAAUGAAUAAAUGAAGAACUUAAAUUUUCACCAGAUUGAUGAUUUACUUUUCUUUCAGGAUCAUCUUAAAAAUGACUAUAGGAGAAGAUUCUGCCGAUCUUCCAGGGCACCUGACAUUAAUACGGAGCAAGGCCAGAAUAUACUGAAAACCUUACUAGACUGUUUUGAAGAAAAAAGUCUUGCCAAUGAUUUUAGCACAAAUUCUACAAAAUCAGUGCUUUAUUCAACACCUAAAAUAAAAGACAUUUGUAUUCAGUCACCAAGCAAAGAGACUCAGUGCCAGAAAUCACAUUCAAAGUCAGACCCAGUUUCUUCAAGAAAGAAUGAAGCUUCCCUACAGUUAAUUAUAGAACCAAGUGAAGUUGUCAACAAAUCAGUUCAGGCCCAUGAGGUUCAUCAGAAAAUUUUGGCAACUGAUGUUCAUCCUAAAACUACAUCUGACUCAAGAAAAAUGUCAAAUAAAAAACUAAAAGAUCAUCACAAUGAAGCUGAUGAGGAAUUUUACUUAUCUAUUGGUUCACCUUCUGGUCUUUUGGAUGCAAAAGCACCUUUAUUGCAAGAGGCUGUUCCGUCUGCUGCCCAAAAGAGAGAGACCUACACUUCUGAAAAUUCAGUAAAUAUGCUGCCUUCAAGCACAGAGAUUUCUCAUAAAACCAAAAAAAGGUUAAACUUUGAAGAUAAGGAUGUUUUGAAGAAAGUAGACAUAGCAAAUACAGUAUCAGAGAUAGAGGAUAAAAUACCAGAAGGAUCACAAGAGAGUAAACAGUCAGGAACAUCUCAAAAAAGAAUACAAGAUUCAAAAUAUGAAAAUCAACCACAAGCUAGAAAGAGUUUUUCAACAAUGUUUUUAGAAACUGUAAAAAAAAAAAGUGAAUCCAGUUCUGUUGUUAGGCAUAUAGCAACUGCUCCACCUCACUUAUCUCCUACAAAUAAUACGAAGUUAUUAGAAGAUGAAUUUAUAAUUGAUGAAUCAGAUAAAAGUUUUGCCAAUGAGUCUUGGAUUACUAUACCAAGAAAGGCUGGGCCUCUGAAACAACACACAGUAUCCCCUGCUGAGAGCACUGCACCCCUUCAAAGGAAGAAGUCAAGAGAAAAACAUGACAAUGUAUCAUCUGCAACUUUCACAAGUAACAAACAUUCUGGCAAAGCUCACUCAGUAGAGAAAUCUCAGCCCUCUGAACAAAAAAUACUGGGUAAGAGUUGUGCUUUGAUGGAUGAAAUGGAAAAUAAUUGCAAAUCUACAAAAUAUGAAAUGUAUCCUGAGAAUGCAAAAAAAUCAUCUGGAAACAAAAGGACUGUAAAACAAAAACAGGGAAGAAAAUUUAAGGCCAGUGUAGUUGAAGAACAAGUUGUUAUGGAACAGUCUAAAGAUAAAAAUAUAAAUAAAUCACGUGUUGCUCAAGACAAGUUACAAAGAAAUUCAGACCGAAAUACAGAAGAGUGUGGAGAGAGAAAUGUUCAAAUUUCCCCAAAACAGUUGCUACCUGUGGGAAGCAAGAAAGGUAACACCAGUGUUCCUCAUACAGAGAAUCAGAAAAAAGAUAAGGAAUGCAAAAAGAAGUGUUUUUCAGGUGGGUCCAAGAAGAACAAAAUUGCACCUGAAGAAGUUACUUCAACUGUCACAAGAAGUCGAAGAAUUUCCAGGCGUCCAUCUAAUUGGUGGGUGGUAAAAUCAGAGCAGAAUCCUUUUUAUAGCAAUUCUUCAAUAAGAAAUGAAUUGUCAGUGUAUCACAACAGUAGACGAAAACCUGCUGAAGAAGUAAACCAAUCAUCUAAGAAUAUUGGGAAAAAAACUGUCCCAUUGAAAAUGCAGAAGAGAGCUGCUAAAGGCAGCUCAAGAGCACAGAAAGUUUUAAAUGCUAAAGAUUCUGGAGGAAUUAUUGACCAUGAUGGAAUUUCCAGUUGUCCCCAGAAUGAGUCUUUGGAAGGUGAUGAGGCAGACUUGGCUAAGAAGAAAAACCUUGAUCCUUCUGGAGAUACAGGAAGCUCAAAGGAUCAAGAUAGUAUGGCUGCACAAAGUGUGCAUCUAAAGUCUCAGAUCAAUGGAUAUACAUGCAAGACACCAGCAGAGUCUAACUUGGAUUCUGGAGAGCCUGGGACCUCAGUUUUGGAAGGGAGUGGACCUUCCAGGCUCAAGAAUUAUUUAAUGUCUGGGAAGAAUAAUUUGGAUGUGGAUGAUAAUGAAGUUCAGGAAAGUUCAGAUGAUUCGAGAGUAAAAAGAUCUAACUCGACACCAGAGAACAAAAUGCAUCACAAAUUAGUAUUGCCCUCCAACACACCAAAUGUUCGCAGGACUGUGAGAACACGAUCAAAACCUUUGGAAUACUGGCGAGGAGAGCGUCUAGAUUAUCAAGGAAGGCCAUCAGGAGGAUUCGUAAUUGGUGGAAUACUUUCCCCAGACACAGUAUCAUCUAAAAGGAAAGCAAAAGAAAACUUGGGAAAAGUCAACGCAGUAGAUAAUAGGAAAAGGAUCUGUCUUGAUAAUGAUGAAAGAAAGAAUAAACUUGUGGUAAACCUGAAUAUACCUCUUGGAGAUCCUUUGCAGCCAACGAGGGUAAAGGACCCUGAAACAAGAGAGAUUAUUCUUAUGGAUCUUGUGAGGCCACGAGAUACAUAUCAAUUUUGUGUUGAACAUGGUGAGUUAAAAGUAUAUAAAACAUUGGAUACACCCUUUUUUUCUACUGGAAAAUUGAUACUAGGACCUCAUCAAGAAAAGGGAAAGCAACAUGUUGGCCUUGAUACAUUGUUCAGUAAUAAAGAAGUUAAAAGACUACUUCAAAGUCAUAUAACUAGUUUGCAGCAGAUUGAGGACUGGGAGCGAGUUGCUUCAUUCUAGAUAAUCAGUAAGAGAGAAAGUAGCACAGAAGAAUUAACAAAUUAACCAUGGGAGUUGGUUGUGGAGCUCUACUAGAAGACAAAAGGAUAUCAAGAAAUGGAAAAUAUGAAAGUUUAGUGAUACGAAGAACAGAAAAAAAAAAACCAAAAACCAAAACAGAAGGAGUUAAAAUCCAAAUGACCAAAAGGUAGAAAUACUUGAAAAAAUAUUUCCAGACAAUAAUUGCUCCAGAACUAAAAAACAAAGUGACAGCAACACAUUAAAGGAACCAGAGUUCCUUAGAGAGAUGUCUGAUUUCAGGCCCGGGCUGAGCUUGAAAUUUUAUUAUACCUGACAGCAAACUGUCAAAGACCAUUAAGAUUGGCUCGUAAGAUCUCAGAAUCGAACUUGAAGACACACUACCUGGACAAAGAUGCGAAAACUUGAGUAUCAAUAAGAAUAACUUCAGUGGAUUGAUAUACAUCAAUUAUAUCUAAAUCUGUGAAUUUCUAAGACUACUACAAAAAGAAAAACUUAAUUCAACACUGUUGAAGAAUUCUAGGAAGCCAACCCUUAACAACAAAUAUGGUAAAUAAAGGGAAAUAAUUAAACACUUAUUCUGCUGUUCUCAAAUAAACUGUACUAUUAGGUAACCAAAUGAUAAAUGAGGGGAAUUUUAUCCUUCUUGGUAAUAUUCCAUUUUAACAUUCCUUCUUCAUUUAUUAAUUAGAAUAUUUCUAUUCCAAUUAAUAUUUCUGUUUACAACACCUGAUAAAUUAUUGGAUCUAUGAUCAGUGUCUGCUAACAUCUAAAAAGUGUAUGACCAGAAAUUAUGUGCCUUCAAAUGGAAGUAUACAACACUGUCUAUGAAGUAAUCUUGCCUCCCCUACCUCUUAAAAAACAACAACAAUAAAAAAAACACCUCACACACACCACCACCUGAAUUUGAUAUAGUCCUUAGAACUACCAAUUCAUAGGAAAUAAAGAAUACCGGAAUCUUAAAAAAAAGGACACAAAUGAACUACUUAUGAUUUAUAACUUAAAUGACUGAUUUCUUGAAAAUGUGUAAGCACAUUUGACUGUCCUUUGUGAUUGGAUUACUGCAUUCUGUUGAUUCUUAUUUUGUGAUUGGCUUUAUUCCUUUGAUAACUAUGCAAGUUUAAAAAGCUAAGGCUCUAAACUGUUCUUAGAAGUAAUGAACAGUACAUGUAUGUAAAUUUAAAAAUAUGUGCAAUAUAUUGUAUAUAUGUAUUUACAUGCAAUACAUUGUAUAUGUGCAGUCAAAUUGUAUCAUUUUAGCUAAUAAAACUGAAAAAUGAUUAAAAAAAAAUAGCAGACUUUUCAAAUGACACCCUGGGGUUAUAAUCAGCAAAAUCCAGCUGUGUAAAGAUUUUUAAAACAAAUUUUGUUUCUUGAUUUCUUUAAUAAAUAAACUGCAAGGAAUUAAAAAGAGAGAAUCAGGUGGAAUGUAUAGAUCAGGGUUCUCAACCAUGGCACUACUGAUAUUUUGGACUGGACAAUUCUUUGUUGUAGGGAGACUGUCCUGUGCAUUCUGAGAUGUUUAGAAGCAUCCCUGACCUCUACCCACUAACUUCCAGUAGUAUCCCUUUAGUUACGAGAAUUAAAAAUGUCCCCAGCCAUUGCCAAUUGUCCCCUGAGGAGCAAAAUCGCCCCCAAAGUGAGAACCAUUAUAGAUUGAGUGAUUUAAAAGGUAGAUCAAGUAGUGACCAUGUGUGCCUCUUAUUUGGAUCUUGAUUCAAAUCCUUAAAAAUAUGAUAUUUAAAAGAUAAUUGGAAAUUAGAAUACUGAGUCGGCAUUUGAUAGUAUACAUCCAUUUAUUUUUAGGUGUGAUAACAGUGUUGUGGUCAUGUUUUUAAAAAGGACUUUGCUCUUUUAGCACACAUUGAAAUAUUUAUAGGUGAUUUAUGAUGCUAGGCAUUCACUUCCAACUAAUAUGGCAUGGGGAAAACAGACUCUGAAUAAAGCAGGUUAUUGGGGUUUGAUAUUUAUUCAUGGGAGUUAAUCAUUCUAUUUUUGUGUAUUUCAAAAGCAUUCUUAGUAAAAUGUUUGCAGAAACAGGUAUGCCUAGAAGCGCCAAACUGAAUAGAUAAUGAAAAAACGCCUAGAAAUAUAUAUGCUUGACUUUCUGGGUAGUGUGUGUAUUACCUUUUUCUAUUUUUUCAGGCAAAACUUUUUGGCUAUAAUAAAAAAAUACUUAUUUUAUUAAGUUAUAAGAGGACCUUUAGAAACACUUUAUGAACUUUUUCCAUUUACGGGGUAUAUUGUAGGGGCUAAGAACAUGGAUUCUGGAAUCAAAUGCCUGAGUUCAAAUCCUAGCUCUUCCAUUUACACUGUCACCUUGGAAAGUUACACCCCUCUGUACGUCAUUCUCUUCAUCUGUGAAAAGCUUUUAAAAUAGUAUCUAUCUCAUUGGUAGAUGCAUACAUUGAAUGAGUAAAAGGAAGUGCUUAGAACAGUGGCUGGCAUGGAAUAAGUGCUAGAUCCUAAGUGCUUGUUGCUCUUGUUUUUCUGGUAUUUUAGGUUCAUAUUUUUUUAAUAGUAGUAAGAAAAGAGAAAGGAGGAGGAGGCAUAAUCCUCUGAGGCAAAAUAUUCUUCAUGGCUGAAUCUCAAAAUUUGAAUCUCAAAGUUUGAAAGGCCCUACAUUUUGUAUUUAGUUGUCUAAAAAACAGGUCAUUGCCAGAUGCUAUCUAUGUAUAAAAUGUAAAAAUUUGCCAUGUUUGAAUACGGAAGCCUGUAUGACUGAGUGCUACAUUAUCCUUUUUUAUUUUCUUAAUGUUGAUUCUUGUUUAAAUGUAUAAUUUUUUUUUCUUUUUAUUCUUUGAUUUGUCCGAUUAAGUUGCGUGUCCCAAGCAUGUAACCUUUAAAGAGGUGCACAUAAAACUUAGCUAUUUUUCUAGUAUAUCUAAGUGAUAUUACAGUGGUUGUUCUGAAUUUUCAUAAACUAGUAAAUAAAAAGGAAGAGCAAAAGAAAUUUCUUCCUGUAUUUGUUUUCUGUUACUUCUGUAACAAAUUACCACAAACUUAAACAACACUCACUUAUUAUCUCACAGUUUUGUAGGUUAAAAAUUGAGUGGGCUUGGCUGAGUGCUCUGUUUAGUGUCACAAGACUGGAAUCAAGAUGUUGGGAGAUCUGCAUUCCUCUCUGAAGGCUCUUAGAAUAAAUCUGCUUUCAAAUUCAUUCAGGUUGUUGGCAGAAUUCAGUUUCAUGUGGCUGUAGGACUGAGGUUCCUAUUUGUUCACUGGCUGUUGGCCAGGGUGUCCUUCUCAGCUUCUAGAAAUAGCCUACACUCCUUGGCUCAUGCCUCUCUUAUCUAUAGCACUAGCAACAGUGAAAGUCCUUCUCAUGCUUCAUAUUUCUCUGACUUCUCCUCUGCUUCAUCUCUCCUCUACUUCCAGCAGGAGAAAUUUCUUACUUUCAAGUAAGGCUCAUGUGAUUAGAUAAUCCAGGAUAAUUGCACCAUCUCAAGGUCUCCUUUGCCAUGUAACAUAACAGAUCCUAGAGAUGAGAGCGUGGCCAUCUUUGGAGGUCUGUUAGUCUGCCUACCACAUUUACUUUAAGUUUCUUUGGAGUGUACUUGUGGUGUUACAAUUUGAAAUGAGACUUAAUUUUUAAUU
Molecule: messenger RNA, 7345 nt
Organism: Camelus dromedarius (Arabian camel)
Lineage: Eukaryota; Metazoa; Chordata; Mammalia; Artiodactyla; Camelidae
Gene: CENPC
Product: centromere protein C
Exons: 18
Coding region: 905-3730 (941 amino acids)
Biological process (GO): spindle attachment to meiosis I kinetochore; kinetochore assembly; attachment of mitotic spindle microtubules to kinetochore
Cellular component (GO): kinetochore
Molecular function (GO): centromeric DNA binding
Source: RefSeq, a predicted model, not a curated record